Molecule: messenger RNA, 1987 nt
Organism: Sipha flava (yellow sugarcane aphid)
Lineage: Eukaryota; Metazoa; Arthropoda; Insecta; Hemiptera; Aphididae
Gene: sbm
Product: b(0,+)-type amino acid transporter 1
Exons: 10
Coding region: 209-1741 (510 amino acids)
Biological process (GO): amino acid transmembrane transport
Cellular component (GO): membrane
Molecular function (GO): L-amino acid transmembrane transporter activity
Source: RefSeq, a predicted model, not a curated record
AUUUCGCCGAACGUUUUCGAUCGGUUGAAACGAUUUGUUUUUAUUUUAUUUUUUUUUUUUUUUACGAAUAUAUAUAUACAUAUAUUUUUUUUUUUCGCAACAUAUUAGAUAAAAAAAAUUUAAUUAAAACCGCGCUCGACGUUAAGAUAAGGAGCGGUACCCGUAUACGUUAAUCGGUUAAACGAAACUCAACCGUGUACGUUAUUUAAUGUUGUGCUCGUGCGUGGUUCCUUCAGGGUACAACAACAACAACAACACAAACGAUGAUGACAGCGGCGGCGGAGAUGACGAAACUGUUGGCAACGGAAAAAACAUGCUGGCGCGGAAGCUAUCAACUAAGGGUGACACUCUUUACCUCGAGAGACGGGUGGGUCUCUUCAGUGGGGUGGCUCUAAUCGUAGGCACAAUGAUUGGUUCUGGAAUAUUUGUUUCUCCGACGGGACUGCUGAUCAGGACUGGGUCAAUAGGCCUGAGUUUUGUUAUAUGGGCAUUAUGUGGUGCCAUGUCACUAUUGGGAGCCUUAGCGUAUGCCGAACUAGGCACGAUGAAUCCCAGUUCCGGGGCCGAGUACGCGUAUUUGAUGGAUGCAUUUGGACCAAUGCCUGCAUUUCUAUUUUCUUGGAUAUCCACAUUGAUACUUAAACCAUCACAGGUGGCUAUAAUAUGUCUGAGUUUCGCCAAAUACGCAGUCGAAGCAUGUGUUGAUGAAUGUGGUUCCUCAGAUUUUGCAGUGAAGAUCGUCGCUAUUCUGUCUAUUUUGGUCAUCACGUACAUAAACUGCUACAGCGUGAAUUUGGCCACUGGCGUGCAAAAUGCAUUUACGGCGGCAAAACUUGUCGCUGUUUUCGUCGUGGUCGCCGGAGGCGUGUACAAAAUCUUCCAGGGACGUACGGAAAACUUUCGGGACUAUUUCGACAACACAACUUCCAGUAUGGGUGAUGUGGCCACCGCUUUUUACUCGGGGCUGUGGGCGUACGACGGUUGGAACAAUCUCAAUUACGUCACUGAGGAAAUAAAAAAUCCUUCGAAGAACAUUCCAAAAGCGAUUUAUAUCAGCAUACCAUUGGUGACGAUUUGUUAUAUAUUGGUGAAUGUGGCGUACCUCACAAUCAUGUCACCGGACGAAAUAGUGCGAAAUGAAGCUGUAGCCGUGACAUUCGGUAUCCGAGCGCUUGGGCCCAUUGCCUGGGUGAUACCGUUGUCGAUCACGGUGUCCACGUUGGGAUCGGCCAAUGGCACCUUGUUCGCCGCUGGAAGAUUGUGUUUUGCUGCCAGCAGGGAAGGCCAUUUGAUGAACGUUUUGUCAUACAUUCACAUUAAAAAGCUCACGCCCAUGCCAAGCAUCAUAUUUCACUCGAUAAUAACCAUAAUGAUGGUGGCAUCGGGCACGAUCAACUCCCUUAUCGACUUCUUCAGUUUUACAGCAUGGAUAUUCUACGGAAGCGCUAUGUUAGCGUUGCUAGUGAUGCGGUACACGAAGCCCGACGUACCGAGACCGUAUAAAGUACCCAUAAUCAUUCCGUUAACCAUAUUUGUUAUUUCAAUCUAUUUGGUGAUAGCGCCAAUAUUAGAUAAACCUCAAAUCGAAUAUUUGUACUCGAUGAUAUUUAUGAUCGCCGGAAUAGUGUUUUACGUACCGUUCGUUCGUCUGGGAUACAAAUUCCCUAUAAUCGAUCGUUGGACCGUUUUUAUACAGUUGCUAUUACAGGUAGCGCCCACUAAAUUAGUGUUACCAAAUUAAAACAGAAUAAGCCAUCAAGUCUUCCAUUAAUUGCAUAUCCAAUUACCAAUAUAGACAAUAUAGUGAAUACAGAAUUUAUUUUCUAGUGCUAUAUUCAUACUUGGACAUUUUGUUGACAGUAAUACCAUUAAUUUUAUUGUUUAGUUAAUAAUAUUAGUUUAACGUGUUGUGAGUAUAAAGUACAUAUAUUUGUUAUAUAUCACACAACAUAUGCAUUGUACACCAAAAAAAUAUAAAAAAUAAUUU